Molecule: messenger RNA, 2473 nt
Organism: Cimex lectularius (bed bug)
Lineage: Eukaryota; Metazoa; Arthropoda; Insecta; Hemiptera; Cimicidae
Product: peptide transporter family 1-like
Exons: 14
Coding region: 58-2232 (724 amino acids)
Biological process (GO): oligopeptide transport; transmembrane transport
Cellular component (GO): membrane
Molecular function (GO): dipeptide transmembrane transporter activity
Source: RefSeq, a predicted model, not a curated record
GUUUAUCAGGAGUAUUCCUCGUUGAUUUUCGCCAGUACGCUCUUUGCCAUCCUCGCGAUGAGUUCUAACGGACAGGAAACACCGCCCCCGCCACCGUACUCCGAAGCAGGAGUCAGAAACAUGGAAAAACGCAGCGGCAGCAUCACGAGCAUGGCUCUGUCCAAUUCAACCGUAAAAGAAAAGGAAGAAAAACUGAAAUAUCCCAAAUCUGUCUUCUUCAUUAUAUCGAACGAAUUCUGCGAACGAUUUUCUUACUAUGGAAUGAGAACUAUUUUGGCGUUGUACCUGGCAUAUCUGGGAUUCACAGAAAACCAAUCGACUAUGAUCUACCAUGUGUUCGUCAUGCUCUGCUACUUCACACCGCUCAUCGGAGGCAUUAUCGCCGACUCAUAUCUGGGAAAAUACAAGACGAUAUUUUAUGUAUCUUUGCUGUACGCCUUUGGUAACGUGAUUCUUUCCAUAGGAUCAAUCAAAUCUUUGGGUAUUAAUCAUAUAGCGAUAAGCAUGAUGGGACUGAUCCUGAUCGGAGCUGGUACAGGUGGAAUCAAACCCUGCGUUUCGUCAUUUGGCGGUGACCAGUUCGUUUUACCUCAACAAGAGAAACAACUACAAAAAUUCUUUUCACUUUUCUAUUUUUCUAUCAACGCUGGGAGUGUCAUUUCUUGUUUCAUAACUCCUAUGCUAAGAGAGAGCGUACCGUGCUUCGAGGAUGAUGUAUGCUACCCGCUGGCCUUUGGUCUUCCUGCUUUACUUAUGUGUCUGUCAGUCGUCAUUUUUGUAUGCGGGAAGCCGAUGUACAAAAUUAAACCACCGACUAAAGGAAACGUCGCACUCGACGUCAUAAAAUGCUGGGGGCAUGCGAUAUCGAGGAAGAUAAAGAUUCAGAAGAAAGAACCGAGAGACCACUGGCUUGAUUACGCCGAUGACAAGUUCAGCUUGAAGUUCAUCGAGGAGACGAAGAUAGUGCUGAAGUUGUGUUAUCUCUUCGCACCGACCAUCAUCUUCUGGGCACUGUACGAGCAACAAGGCUCGAGAUGGACUUUCCAGGCGAGCCACAUGGACGGUGACAUAGGCUUCUACGUCCUCCAACCGGACCAAAUGCAAACUAUCAACGCAGUACUGUGCCUAGUGUUCAUCCCAAUUUUUGAAAGUGUAUUCUAUCCAGUCCUGGAAAAAUUGAAAAUAAUAAGAACGCCCUUGCAAAAACUCAGCUACGGUGGAUUAUUAGCUGCUUUGUCCUUUAUUGUGUCUGCGUUAAUUCAAUUAAAAAUUGAGGCACUAGAACCCGUUUUGCCAUCUACAGGAAUCGCCAACUUGCGACUGUACAACACGCUCAACUGCCCUGUUUCGGUCAGUUCGACUGAAUUCGGCAUCAGAGGAGAAAUAAUGAGCUUUGAUACGAUGGAUUUUCCCGCACUUUCUGUGUCACAAUUGAAGGAUUUUAAUCUCGAAGCCAAAUACGGAAAAGGAUGCCCAGAGUCCUCUGGGUCGUUCAGUGUUAAACUCGAAAGUGGAAAGAUUUCAAGCUAUAUGUUUACCAACGAGAAAAAAAUCUCCUUGGAAAAGCUCGACAUUUCGGGUGGAGAAACGAUUGAAAAGUCCAAGGAUGGCAACGUAAAAAUAAAAGCGAUAUACGGUGGCGGCGACCAAGUGAAUGUCACAUUACUUUCGCCUGAUAAUUCUAAAAACAUGGUUUUCAAUAAGUACCAAUCUUCUAUGCUAGAAAUGAAGAGCUAUGUCUCAUACAAAGUACUCAUCAAUGGAAAAUUAUGCGAUAAACCAAUUUAUCUCAAGUCAGGUGGCGUCUACACUUUGAUGAUAAUAGCUCCCGAUGCAUCUAUGACGGAAAGGAAGAGUAAACUUUUGACGAUCACUGAGCCAAACAGCGUGAACAUGCUAUGGCAACUCCCUCAAUACGUUAUAAUCACUUUCGCUGAAAUUAUGUUCUCUAUAACAGGAAUAGAAUUUUCUUUCACACAGAGUCCUAAUAGCAUGAAAUCGGUCGUGUCCUCGCUCUGGCUCGUCACGGAUUCAUUGGGCAACGUAAUCAUCCUGUUCAUCGCUGGAAUGAAAAUGUUCGACAACCAGUCAUCCGAAUUUUUCCUGUACGGCGGUCUUAUGACGAUUGUCAUGGGGAUGUUUAUAAUCUUGGCAAAUAAUUACGAAUACGUCGACGCCAGUUUGUUAUCAGAAGGAGCUGAAUCUGAGAAAGAUGAAGAAUCGAAAAGUUGAACGGCUUUUGAGAUAAUUUCAAAUUUUGAUUAAACACAAUACUUCAUUUAAAUUUAAAAAUAUAAAGUCAUCAAUCUGGGAAAAUAUGUGAUAAAAUGUUUUUGAGAGUUUUUAAAUCACUGACAUGUACCAAAAUCUUUAAAACUAUUGAAACGCAGACUAUAGAUUUACAAAAUUUUCAGCUAUUGAAAGAACAUUAAAAAAAACGAUUUGUAAAAAUUGUAAAUUUGAAUUCAGUUUU